GUGUCACUCCCUCUCUGUUCAGCUUUUUGUUUCGUGUGCAGCUAGCUCGUUUAACUCCUGGUUCUCGUGUCUCUCCCUGUGUUCGGCUCCUCUUGUUCUGCGUGCUAGCUAGCUCGUUUAACUCCUGGUUCUCGUGUCUCUCCCUGUGUUCGGCUUCUACGGUUCUCGUGUCUCUCCCUGUGUUCGGCUUUUUUUUGUUCUGUUUGCUAGCUCCUGUGGUAACUCCUGGUUCUCGUGUCUCUCGUUCUGUGAGCUAGCUUAUUUUGGAUUUGUCUGUUUAACUGUGGUUCCUGAGUUGGUGUUUUUGGUUUCUUGCUGUUUGCCGUGUGUUUCUUGGUUUCUUUUGUAGUUUAUUCUCGGUUUCAUUUGUGAUUUAAGUUCAUUUAACUCCCGGUUCGGUGACACUUUCUGUUUUGACUUUUUACUCAUGUUUGUGCACUUCUGUUAGUUUCGUUACUGUUUUUACACUCUGCGUUUGCUCUGUUUCUUCCCGGUUCGGUGACGCUUUCUGUUCUAUUUUAGUUUGUUUAAUUAUUAAAUAUUAUUUAUAAUUCCCUCCUGUGCCUAUAACCACUUGCACUUGGGUCCUACAACACGUCUCCUAUACGUGGCUUUAGCUCCCUCGUCCCUUCGUACUCGUGACACAAUGGCUGGUGUUGAGUCGUCCUGAGGGGAGAGUACAUUUCCAUGUUCUGUUAUACGAGCUGGACACUGACUGCUUAACAUGGCAUCAAUGUGUUGUUUCUUCAGUGUUGUCCAAUGAAAAGGUCAGAUUCAAUAUUUUAAGAUGUGAGGGGUAUACUCACGUUUGUGAGAUUCUCUAGCUGCAAUGUAGAAGAUACCCAGCGGCUGCUGGUGGUGAAAGAGGUUUCUACCAAGGCUCACGUGCGUGCCAGCACCUGUCAAAACCAGAGGAAACAUGAGCCUCCUCUUAUCAAAGAAGAGAAGAAUGACGAAUUUAAGGAGGAACAAACAGAGGACGAAUCAAGUAUCUCAUUCGCUCCUGUUGAUGUGAACGGAGAGGAGGUGCCCCCAACCAGCAGCUUGACUGAACACAUGAAAAUAGAAGGAUCAGAAACAGCUACCUGCUUGGAUGCACUUCUCCACCCUGACAAGCAGGGGUCGCUCUCUUCCGACUCUGACACAGACGACAGUGAAGACUGGAAAGAAAGCAGCAACACUCAGCCAGGGUCGAACUCUGUGAUGAAUGUCAAAGUACAUGUGAAUGAGAAGAAGGAUGACCCUGAUCAUAAAUCACUGAUCUGCUCUGGAUGUGGGAUGUCUUGUUCAUCAAAGUAUGAAAUGACUAGACAUUUAUUAGCAUGCUGGGGAGGACCUUUGACUUGUUCGAUUUGUGGCAAUUGCUUUGAAACAACAGAGAAUCUGAAGGCUCACAUGAAGAAUCACACUGAUGAAAAACCCUUCAGCUGUUCUCAGUGUGGUAACUGUUUUACACGACGCAUCCACCUUACUGACCAUAUGAGAAGUCACACAGGAGAAAAACCUUUCCGCUGCACAGAGUGUGGUAAAUGCUUUGGGCAUAACAGCCAUCUGAGCAAACACAAGAAAAUUCAUACAGGUGAAAAGCCUUUUAGCUGCACACAGUGUGGUAAACGUUUUACACGGAGGAGGAGUGUAACGACACACAUGAGGAUUCACACCGGAGAAAAGCCUUUCUUCUGCUCUCAGUGUGAUAUGUCUUUUAUGCAAAGCUGCCAACUGAGGCAACACAUGAAGAGUCAUACAGGUGAAAAGUCUUACGUCUGUUCUCUUUGUGGUAGGUGUUUUACUCAGAAUGGCCACCUCAGAGACCACAUGAGAAUUCACACAGGCGAAACACCUUUCAGCUGCUCUCAGUGUGGCAAGUCUUUUAAACAGCGCAGUCAUCUGAGGUCACACAUCAAGAGCCACACAGGAGAGAAGCCUUUCAGCUGCUCUCAGUGUGAGAAGUCUUUUUUUCAGAAAUGGGCCCUUGAGAAACACAUGAAACGUCACAUCGAUGAAAAACCUUACUCCUGCUCCCAGUGUAACAUGUGUUUUACAUAUCGGCGAAGCCUGCAGGCACACAUGAAGAUUCAUGCUGAAGUUAAACCCUUUAACUGUCCUGAAUGUGAUAAGGGUUUUAUGCUGCAAUGUUACUUGAAAGCACACAUGAGAGUGCAUACUGGCGAAAAACCAUUCAGCUGUUCUCAUUGUGGUGAACAUUUUAAGUGGCGCGGCCAACGCAACACACACGAAAAGUCUCACUUGAAGCCGAGUUAAGCAAGCAACUUAUUUUCAUAAUUAUGUAUCUUUUUUUAAUUCAAGAUUGAGAAAAUACAAUA
Messenger RNA from Synchiropus splendidus (mandarinfish), 2324 nucleotides. RefSeq names its product oocyte zinc finger protein XlCOF6.1-like. Lineage: Eukaryota; Metazoa; Chordata; Actinopteri; Syngnathiformes; Callionymidae. The coding region runs from base 1057 to 2262 and encodes 401 amino acids. Gene Ontology annotation, molecular function: RNA polymerase II cis-regulatory region sequence-specific DNA binding; DNA-binding transcription factor activity, RNA polymerase II-specific. Gene Ontology annotation, biological process: regulation of transcription by RNA polymerase II. The record is from RefSeq and is a predicted model, not a curated record. The transcript is spliced from 2 exons.